AUGCCAAGUGGAAUUGAAGUUAAAACAUUUCUUGACAGUCUGGAUAAAGAUCGAAAGAAUUCUGUCUCCGCCGAGGAUUUGUUGCGAGUUCUCCAACCACUUGUGGAGGGUGUAACUCUCAAAGAUACAAGGAAAUUCAUUAAAUCCAUCACCGGUGAUCCUGAUUUGCAUUUGACUGAAAAAGAUUUGCAUUAUUUUCUCGAAGAAAUGGGAUUUUAA
Messenger RNA from Rodentolepis nana, 219 nucleotides. The record is from the annotation of a GenBank genome assembly. NCBI's taxonomy places the organism in Eukaryota, Metazoa, Platyhelminthes, Cestoda, Cyclophyllidea, Hymenolepididae.